AUGUCGGCCACGUGCGCCGUGUCCCGGAAAGAGCCGCUGCCAAGGCCGCGUCCCAAAGGCCAGAGGGAGCCGCCCGCCAAGGUGAUGCGCAGGGGUCUGCGGCGAGGCCGCGAGGAGGAGCGGGAGCAGCUGCCGUGGCCGGGAGAGAGCGGGAGCGGCAUGGGAGCGGAGGCCGAGGCGGAAUCGGCGGCACCGCUGAACGACGAGCGGCGGAGGCGGCAGCCUGUAGAGCCGAGGGCGCUGACGACGGCGUCGGCCAGGGCGGUGGAGGAGGAGGAACGUCUGGAGCGGGAACAUUUUCGGAGGAUCAUCAACGCUUUCCGAUAUUACGGAACGAGUAUGCAUGAACGAGUGAACAGAACAGAGAGGCAGUUUAAGUCUCUCCCAGCUAACCAGCAGAGUCUUCUUCCUCAAUUUCUUCCUCACCUUGACAAGAUUCGGAAGUGCAUUGAUCAUAAUCAAGAAAUACUACAAACCAUUGUGAAUGACUGUGUUCAUAUGUUUGAAAAUAAGGAAUAUGGAGAAGAUGGAAGUGGGAAGAUUACACCAGCUUCAACAUUUGACAUGGAUAAAUUAAAGUCCACAUUGAAACAAUUUGUGAGAGACUGGAGUGAAGAGGGAAAGUCUGAGAGGGAUUCCUGCUACCAGCCAAUUAUUAGUGAAAUUAUAAAGAACUUUCCAAAAGAAAGAUGGGAUUUCUCCAAAGUUAAUAUCCUGGUACCUGGUGCUGGGCUAGGUAGAUUGGCGUGGGAAAUAGCUAUGCUCGGUUAUGCUUGCCAAGGAAAUGAAUGGAGUCUCUUUAUGCUCUUUUCUUCUAACUUUGUACUCAACAGAUGCUCUCAAAUUAAUUCAUGUAAGCUUUAUCCCUGGAUUCAUCAAUUUAGUAAUAACAGAAGAUCUGCUGAUCAGAUACGACCAAUUUAUUUCCCAGAUGUUGACCCUCACAGUCUUCCUCCUGGUUCAAACUUCUCUAUGACAGCAGGGGAUUUUCAGGAAAUUUAUUCUGAGUGCAAUACUUGGGACUGUGUAGCAACUUGCUUUUUCAUAGAUACAGCACAUAAUGUUAUUGAUUAUAUUGAUACUAUAUGGAAGAUACUAAAGCCUGGAGGAAUAUGGAUAAAUGUAGGUCCUCUCCUUUACCAUUUUGAGAACUUGGGAAAUGAACUUUCUAUCGAAUUAAGCUAUGAGGAUAUAAAAAAUGUUAUCCUGCAAUAUGGAUUCCAUAUAGAGUUCCUGUCAGAAGCUGUCUUGAAAACUGCUGCUUUGUUUUCAGGUGGAGAAAGAAUCUGUACUGUCGACUUACACUGUGAAUGAACUCUCCAUGAUGAAAUACUACUAUGAAUGUGUGUUGUUUGUGGUGAGAAAACCAGAAUAGUAGUGGUCUGAAUAGGUUAAUGAGAAAAUAAUGUUGGCUUGAAAGCUAGAAAUGAGAAAAAAAAUCAUCUGGUGAUGUAUGGACACAACCUCAAAUCAGUGGUGCCUUCUUGUUCCUAAGAGGAUAUAGAUACUGUCUAUUUUCUUAGUAUCUCUGUUGCUAUUCAGACAUAUAACUAUGCCAUGCAUAUUCAUAAUAGACUUGUGAAAGAUUAAAUGUUCACAUGCACUGUCUUAGUGCUUUGGAAUGCAUUAAAUAUAAAAGCAGAAGUGUUUUCUCGAGAACAAAAUUUAAUGUUUGCCAUAACUAGGCUAAUACUCUGCUGAUGCUGCCUCAUUUUUCAUAGAUUUAUAGUGCUUUUUUGGUUUUUUUGAUGAUAUUAGGAAUGCAUGGAGGCGCUUACUGUACUAGCUGUGUCACUUUUAGAGAAAUAUUUGUAAAUGUAUACUUAAAUUAUGCAGUCUGAAAUGGUUGGAAAGUGGUAAAAUUACUCUUGACUGAUAAAAUAGUCAUCAGAACUCUUAGAGCAUUUUCUGUGGAACUGAAGUGAAAUAGGAUAUUAUACAAAUUCUGAUCUUUGGCUGUACCACUGUUAAAGGUUUAAUCAAAAACUAGAACCUGUAGAAAAUUUGAAAUACUACAUGAAAGCAGAAUACUAAGUGAAGAAAAAGAACAUCACAGAGAAGUAGUAUGUUAACCUCAGUUCAGGGGAACACUGUUCUUGAUUGAUCUUAUUGUUGGAACUGAAAUGUAUUAGAUGCUUUGCCUUCUUGAAAUACACUGAUUUUGAGUCAUCUUCUUAUGUUUAAGUCAGAACUUUUAAAGUUGAUAAACAUAGCUGAGUUACCCAUGCCAUGUGUAGGUAGUACAAUGUAAAAAUACCUGUCAGAACAGUGCAGUUACCUGUAAAUAUAUGCUGUAACCUAAUUACUUCCACCUGAGCCAGAAUGUGCAGCCCAAAUGGUAGACAAUUUCCUUGUGACUUCAGACACUUCACCGUUGUGACUUCUUGGUUCUUCCUGUGUUUUCCACAUUCCUAAUGUGUCUUUUUUUUCCCUAACAGAUGUGGAUUAGAUGAAUAUUUACACUACCAGUCAUGAUACUGUACAAGAGGCUGUCAUGUCACAUACAAUCUCAUGUCACUUGGAAGUUAAGUACAUGAGAAAAACCUUAAUUAACAGUCACUAGCCUGAGAUGAGGUGUCAUGUUAGGUAUUUUGUUUUCAUAAUAAUAAUAAUUCAUAAUUGAUUACCUUAAGUGCCAUUUGGAUGUAUUUUCAAAAAUAUGUUUAAAAUACAAAACCCUUAUGAUGAGGGCUGAUUUUUUUUUUUUUUUUCCCCCCUUCAUAUUUGGCUGUAAUAGCACUAGUCAAUGCCUUGUUUGUUUCCGGUUAUUUUUUGUCUUGUCUUUCAUGGUGAUGUUCUAAUCACAUCUCUUCAAUAGAUCUGUUACUGGCUUUUCAAUUUUUCUAAUCAAGGCCAGAAAUUUGUGCCUUUACUCCUACACUGAAAUUUUGCAAGGAGGAAGCCAAACUUUUUUUUAAAUUUUUUUCAACACCAUGUAAGAGAGCACAUGCUUGUAUAUGUUUCAGUAUUGUGCCCGUCUCUGCUCAGAAUCCUGAUUGAAAACAGGUCUACAGAAGUGGUUAAGUUUGGCUCAAACUACUUUGAACUGUCUAUUUCUAAAAGUGCAUGAACUGUCAAAGUUCUACCCUGUUCCAAGCGUUCGAAGUGUUUAAAGAUGAAACACUGAUAGUCAACAAAUGAUUUAAAAAUAAAAGUCCUUGUGUGGCUAAAAGAAAAAAAACACGUGCUUUAAUUUCCAUAUUGUACCAUUUAAUUUUUGAGAAAAUUUGUGAUUCUCUGCUUUCAAUCUGCUUUUCUUCUCUUAGGUAUAUAUACAUAUGAUUAGUAAUUUUCUUGAUUUUCAAGCUUCUUGAAAUAAGACAGAGGUUAGGUGAAUGUCAGUUAAGCUGAUGCCGAGUUGCAUAUCCAUCUGUAUUGCUACCCAGUUACUGCCCCUUACGCAGUCUGUAACUUGAAAUGUGGUGUUUGUUUUUCAAAAAUAAGCAAUGGAACUCUAUUUAUGGUUGAGUGUCAAUAUCCUGUGUUCUGAUACUUUUUUUUCUUUGCCACUCCAUGUUGUCACAAGUGCCAUUUUUGUAUGUUCUCUGAAGAUGUUUUUACAUAUGGUGUAAUACAGUGAUCUGCUUUUAUUUCUGACCUAGAAAAUGCUGUUUGUGGUGUUGUGGUGGUUUUGUGGUUUUUGUUUUGUUUUGGUGUGUUUUUCUUUUUUUUUUCUUUUUCCCCCAGAGCAUUUUGCUUUUAAAUUGCAGCAGUCACAAUAAGAGUUGGAAGCAAGAUAAUCUUGUGAAUGAGCUGUUAAUAGUGUUUUACCUGCAGUCCCAUUUCUGAGUUCUUAGAAUUCUCUGUCGCUUGUACUGUAAUGCACAGGGAUAAAUGUGUAUUACAGAAUUUGAUCAUUGUUUUAUUUAGUUUUAUAUGCAGGGAGAAAUACUCGAGGUGUUUGUCAGCUGAGACUGUUUAUGUCACUAUUAAAACUGUAGAUGAUAACAGGUGUAAAAUAAAAUUCUGCAUUAUCUUCAGUGUAAAACUUCUUUACAUGGAAUUUGAUAAAUGUAAAAUGUCCUGUAUUUUUUUUUUAAUGUGUUAUAUUCUGAAAUUGGUUGCAAAGAUGGUAAGAAUGGGAAGUUUCCUGUCUCUGCGUGCACUUCCCACAGUUUUCAGUGUGUGUAAUGGACCGGGGUUUUUGACUAUUAAAGCUUGCAGUAAGGUUUGA
Molecule: messenger RNA, 4174 nt
Organism: Hirundo rustica (Barn swallow)
Lineage: Eukaryota; Metazoa; Chordata; Aves; Passeriformes; Hirundinidae
Gene: CARNMT1
Product: carnosine N-methyltransferase 1
Exons: 8
Coding region: 1-1314 (437 amino acids)
Molecular function (GO): S-adenosylmethionine-dependent methyltransferase activity
Source: RefSeq, a predicted model, not a curated record